CGACCUUCUUCUGGUGGGAAGCGCUGGAGCUGUCGCGCAAGCUGAUUCUCAACGGCAUUGUGCUGAUGAUCCCUGAGGAGCGCGCCUUUCUUCGACUCGUGGUGGCGGUCCUGCUCUCUUCCUGCUACUUGACGGCGCUUGCGGCAACGCAACCGUAUCGAAAGUUUGAGGACUAUGCGCUGGCCGUGGCAACAAAUCUUGUGCUCCUCGCCAACUUCGUCUUGGCUGGCUGGUGCUCCAUCUUCCUCGGCAUCGAGGAUCGCUCCGAGGCCAUCGCCCUCUUUGGCUUCAGCAGUGACGAUUGGAUUGCGAUCACCAUGCUCAUUUUCACCUUUGGCACGACCUGUCUCUUUGUCGUGCUCGCAGCCGUGAUCGGCGCCAUCGCUGCCAAGCGGCGGCGCGAGCGCAACCAGGUGCUAGAGGAGACAAAUCGCGCGCUCGCAGACGCCGCGCUGGAGAUGCAAGGCGUGCAGUGCACCUUCCUCUUCCUCGACGCAGACGUGAUCCGCUCCGGGCAGUUCGAAGAGGCUGGCUACAAGACAACGCUGCCGCGGCUGCAGGAGAUGCAGGCAGCGCACCCGGAGUGGAUCCAGCGGCGAGUGCUCAAGCGGCACCUCGCAUAUGGCCGCCACGCGUACCGAGGCAGCAUCCUCGCCGUGAGCCACCGCUGGGAGCAGCCCGACGCACCCGACGCGAGCGGCGCCCAGCUGCGGGCGAUCCGCGAGUACCUUCAGAGCCCGGCCGGCCUCGAGGUGAGCUUCGUCUGGUACGACUACUGGUGCAUGCCGCAGGGCAAUCGAACUCCGACCGAGAAAGUCGACUUCAAGAGGAUGCUGCAGAAUGUCAACCUGCUGUACCUCGGCUGCUCCGUCCUCAUUCUGCAGGAGCUCUCUUACCUCUCCCGCUUCUGGACGCAAUUCGAGGCGUGGUGCAGCAUGCAGGCGGCCUCAGGAGGCGGCCUCGGGCCGGCGCCCGCCGCAGAGCGGCGCUGCACCGUCGUCCCUAUCCACCAGGCCACGGAGGGCAUGGCGUCCGAGCUCAUCAUGAUGUGGGCGAGUCGCAGCGUGGACGAGGCGAUCGACACGCUCGCGAGCCCGGAUGUGACCGUCACGAACCAGGCCGACAAGGAGCUGCAGUUGUACAAGCUGCGAGAGCUCGAUUCGCUGGUACAGGAGGCCGUGGCGCAGUGCGAGAGCGAGGCUGCCCACCCAACCGUGGUCGAAAUUGCACCAGACGGCAGUUCUAGCAAUCAGCAUCUUUGAGACGAGUACUUUCAGUCCUGUACGUCCAUUUCCCUCGUCGCCCUCCUCGCCCUCCUCGAGCACGCCGCGGCCGCUCUGGCGCCGGCUCUGGCGGCGGCGGACGGUGCCGAGGGGCAG
Molecule: messenger RNA, 1379 nt
Organism: Emiliania huxleyi CCMP1516
Lineage: Eukaryota; Haptophyta; Isochrysidales; Noelaerhabdaceae
Exons: 6
Coding region: 66-1262 (398 amino acids)
Source: RefSeq, a predicted model, not a curated record